Mycena indigotica is the source of this 2970-nucleotide messenger RNA. Its product is annotated as TMP-TENI-domain-containing protein. Gene Ontology annotation, cellular component: cytoplasm. Gene Ontology annotation, molecular function: thiamine-phosphate diphosphorylase activity; magnesium ion binding; hydroxyethylthiazole kinase activity. Bases 1 to 2970 code for a protein of 989 amino acids. The transcript has 17 exons. Gene Ontology annotation, biological process: thiamine biosynthetic process. NCBI's taxonomy places the organism in Eukaryota, Fungi, Basidiomycota, Agaricomycetes, Agaricales, Mycenaceae. The record is from RefSeq and is a predicted model, not a curated record.
AUGUCGACAACGACUGAGCCAGCGCCGAGUGUUCGCGUUGUACCCGGCGCACCUCCACCAAAAGAGGUCUCAAAUAAAACCGCUCGUAAGAAGCGUAAAGCCAAGACAAAGGCUGACGACGACGUGCUUGAAUCAUCUACCGCCGCUCUAAUCGAAACCGCACCUUCAGCUACUGACAUUCAAGAUGGAGCCGUGGCUACUGAGCUUGUUGCUGAACCUACCACCGCUGAAGAACUAGUAGUCAAACCAAGUCCCAUCGUUGACCUCAUCUACAAAAGACUAAAAGCCACGUCGAAAAAGAUUGGCCGAAUAUCCACAUAUGCUGCGACUGACCUGGACAAACUCAACGAUGACCAAAAGGCAACUCUGAAAACGCUCCCUGCCCUCGAAGCAGUCCAGAAGGAACUUACCGAAGUAAAGAAGGCCGUUGAGACACACGAAGCACAACUGGCCGUCGAAGUAGCUCGGACGCGUCAACAAACAGAGAAAAUCGAGGCCGAACGUGUUGCGACUGCUGUUGCAGAAGCAGAGGACGCCGUUUUGGGCAAAGUAUCUAACCUAUUGAAUUUCUUGCGUUUGCGUCCAUUGCUUGCCUCAGGCGAGAUUCCCUUUGGUCUUGAAAAUGCCGAAGUUAGUGCUGUCUUCGCUGCUUCCGAGAUCUUGUUGGGAGAAGCAAGUGAAGCGAAAGAUGCCUUGGUGUCUGGUCUUUUGUUUGAAAAAGGAAGCUAUGACGAAAUUCCAUUUACUCGACUCUUGGAGAUUACGCAGCUUUGCUUGAAUCCUUUGGCAGCAUCUCAGGAGUCGACGACAGAAACGGUUGAACAGAGUAUCGAUUCGGAGUCGAUCGCGGCUCAGCCAUUGGGUCUCUCUACCACAGGAAGCUUUGACUUCAUGCAAGCGAGCGAAUUGGAACCACCUUUCGAGGAGAAUGCUGAAUGGGUCGAACGCCCUGAUGCUGAGCAGCAGGCAGUGCCAGAGCCUGUUAACGGACAUGCUGACUCGAGCAAUGCUGCGAUUGAUUGGGCUGACGACGAAGGGGGUCUGCCCCCGAUAGCUGGUUUACAUGCCAAGUUCGGGACUUCUGGCUCUGCAACACCAGUCGUCGCUGAUGAUGACCUUCAAACCAAUGGCCAUACUGACUCUGUUGGGACGGAGCCAGCACCUCCAGUCGCUGCUUCGACUGAGGAUGAUGGAUUCACAACAGCUCGCGGUCGUGGUCGAGCAAGGGGUGGUUUCCGGGCGGAUUCAGAGGUGGAGAUCGUGGUUUCCGUGGAGGAGACCGCGGCCGUGGCGGUUAUCGUGGACGUGGUGAUUGGAGAGGUGAUGGUGAACGUGGCCGCGGGCGCGGGCGUGGGCGUGGCGACAGAGGAGGUCACAAUUGCUCUUCGUGUGUUUUUCAAGGUCACGUGCGGAUUCUCCUUGAUCAUGAACCUCAACUACUCUCUCUAUCUUGUGACGGAUCGACGCUUACUACCUCCCCACAAGACUUAUUUGGAGUCUCUAGAACAAGCUCUCCAAGGCGGAGUAACUGUUGUGCAGCUCCGUGAAAAGGAUGCUGAUACUGCCGAGUUCCUCCGCAUUGCCCAAGAGACCAAGGCACUAACCGACAAAUAUAAUAUACCACUCAUUAUCAAUGACCGAAUUGAUAUUGCGGCUGCAGUCAACGCUUACGGUGUUCAUCUCGGACAAACGGACAUGCCAAUCGCCAUCGCCCGAAGACUUCUUCCCAGCGGGACAAUCAUCGGAAUUUCAUGCAACUCUGUUGAGGAAGUUCGUCAAGCCCGGGAGUCGGGUGCAGACUAUGUUGGCCUGGGGGCUGUCUGGGACACGCAAACAAAGAAGCUGACAAAGAGCCCUAUAGGAGUGCGGGGUCUUGGUCUUAUGCUACGAGAGUUGGAUGGUAGUGCUAUCAAGGCGGUUGCCAUCGGCGGCAUCAAAUCAACCAACUUGGCUCGACUACUGCACGGUUCAAGCUCAGACACCAAUCAUCGUCUUGAUGGCGUCGCUGUCGUUUCCGACAUAGUAUCUUCCUCCAAUCCUCUUCUUGCUGCCCGGAACCUCAAAGACAUUUUUAACGCGUCUCUAACCCUCAAUCCAUUAUUCUCGUCCAAUGACGACAUUCUUGAUCGUGCCCUUCGUAUCAGCGCCGCCGUCCGCAAUACAAGACCCCUUGUCCAUCAGAUGACCAACAUUGUGGUUUCACACCAAAGCGCUUCGAUGACGCUCGCUUUGGGUGCUUCACCAAUCAUGGCCACCGCACCAGAAGAAAUGGCCGAUCUCUGCAAGAUCAGCAAUGCGUUACUGGUUAAUAUUGGAACUCUGAUGACAUCCACGUUAGAAGGGAUGUUGAAAGGUGGCGUCUUUGCCAAUGCAUCCAAAAUACCUGUGGUUUUGGACCCUGUUGGCGUUGGAGCGUCGGCUUUUCGCAGAGACAGCGUCAACAAGCUGCUCGAUCUAUGGCAACCCGCCGUCAUCAAAGGGAAUGCCGGAGAACUGGCUGCCCUCGCGGGCUCUCAAGAAGCCGCUGGUCGCGGUGUUGACAGCGUCGGCGGUUUCGCAGACCCUUCCGAAUUUGUGCGAAGACUAGCUAAAAAGGAACAUUGUGUUAUCGUUUUGACCGGCAAAACGGACUACAUCUCUGAUGGCGACCGAGUUGUUGCGAUCCAGAACGGUGACCCGUUACUGGGCAGUAUAACGGGCUCUGGGUGUAUGCUUGGAUCUUGCAUCGCAGCAUUUUGUGCCGCCACAAAUCUAGGUGAUGAUGAUAAUGCUGCUAGACUGACUCGAAAUGGCGAUUUUUUGGCAGCGGCUGUUGGAGCGGUUUUGACGCUGACGGUCGCAUCUGAGCUUGCCGCCAAGAAAGAACAAGUCCAUGGAAUCGGAACCUUUCUCCCAGCAUUGAUAGACGAAGUUAGCGUCCUAAGUCCAGAUGUUGUUCGUAGACUAGCAAAAGUGGUACAAAUCCAAUAG